CGUAGGUGGCCUUAAGGGGGCCUAUCGCGGGUGCGAAGCACCACAUGAGAAGCGGGGGUUGUGCAUUCAUUCUCGCACCUAAUUGAAGGAAGACGACUGAGUGAUUAAGUGAGCCUCCUGUUAGCUCUCCGCUAUACACAUAUACCUCAAUUCGCGAUCGCCCGUGCCUGACCGACCGAAUGCCUUUCCAGCCCUUUGCCGACCUGGUUCAAUCGCAAAGCACAACCAUCAUGACCACUUCAUCAGUCUCUUCACAGCGUCUCACUGGCGUAAUUGCCAUCGUGACAGGCGGCGGGCAGGGUUUUGGGCGCGCAAUUGUCGAGCAAUUUGUUGCCCAUGGCGCCCAAGUCCUCUCUGUUGAUCUGACGGCGCCCGGCAACGGUGUCAUCACAGGCGUGCAGCCAGAGGCAUAUCAGAUGAAUGGCGACGUGACGAGCGAGAAAACCUGGCACGAUGCCGUAGCAUAUGCUAAGGAGCUGUUCAAGAAGGCACCCAACGUCGUUGUGAACAAUGCAGGCUGGACGUACUCGAACAAGCCCACGCUCAGCGUGACCGAGGACGAGUUUGACCGGGUAUUCAACAUCAACGUCAAGAGCAUCUACCUCUCUGCAAAGGUAAUCGUGCCGGUCAUGCAGAAAGCGAGCACAGGGGGCAGUUUCAUUCAAAUCUCCUCGACAGCCGCCAUCAGGCCCAGACCCCAGCUGACGUGGUACAAUGCGUCCAAAGGAGCAGUAUCCACUGCAAGCAAAGCCAUGGCAUUGGAAUUUGCCAAGGACAAGAUUCGGUUCAACUGCGUGAACCCAGUCGCAGGUAACACGCCUUUGCUGUCGAAGUUUGCAGGCGCUAAGGAGUCGGGUGAUACACUAACGGCCGCGCAACUGAAGCAGUUCAACGACUCCGUCCCCCUCGGUCGACUCUCUGAAGGAACGGAUAUUGCCAAUGCUUGCUUGUUCCUGGCAGAUCCCAAGUCGGAAUUCAUCAGCGGGAUCGACUUGCCGGUCGAUGGCGGGCGAUGUGUCUGAACGUCGGUGGCACAAGGCGGCAUGGAAAAAAAAGUGCCAUCGCAACAACAGAAUCCUUCUCGUCUGUUCUCGCGAAACGUCGACUUUGCAUUCUGCAACCAUUCUCUCUCUCAAUAAAUGUGGAACUAGAGGGUAUCUCUGGACUAGGAGAAAUGAAUUUGGCAAAAUCGAAC
This is a messenger RNA of Tilletiaria anomala UBC 951, 1195 nucleotides long. Its product is annotated as NAD(P)-binding protein. The record is from RefSeq and is a predicted model, not a curated record. The transcript is spliced from 3 exons. Lineage: Eukaryota; Fungi; Basidiomycota; Exobasidiomycetes; Georgefischeriales; Tilletiariaceae. The coding region runs from base 180 to 1022 and encodes 280 amino acids.